Messenger RNA from Miscanthus lutarioriparius, 393 nucleotides. The record is from the annotation of a GenBank genome assembly. NCBI's taxonomy places the organism in Eukaryota, Viridiplantae, Streptophyta, Magnoliopsida, Poales, Poaceae.
AUGGCCACCUCGGUCACCGCCGUGGCCGCCCUAGCCGUUUUCUCGGCACCAAGAAGCCUCCCGCAGCCCCCGGCCCCGCUGCCGUCCCGCCAGAACGUCGUGUCGUUCGUCGGCCGGCCGGUGCGCGCGCACCGCCGGUUGGUGGCCGUGGCGGCCAGCUCGCCGGCCACGCCGCCGGAUCUUGCCAACAAGGUGUCCGAGAGCAUCAAGCAGGCCAAGGAGACGUGCGCGGAUGACCCGGUGAGCGCCGAGUGCGUGGCGGCGUGGGACGAGGUGGAGGAGCUCAGCGCGGCCGCCAGCCACGCGCGCGACCGGCAGAAGGGCGUCGACCCGCUCGAGGAGUACUGCAAGGACAACCCCGAGACCAAGGAGUGCCGCACGUACGAGGACUGA